UCUGUGUCUCGAGCUUGUACGUCAAUUUAUCUCGCUUGAUUCUUUGAAAUAUUUCGAAGAUAUAUGAUUGAAAGGACAUUUUCCACAAAAUUCCGAGAACAGCGUCAGUGCGGUGAUUGUGGAUUGCCGCUAUUCCCAAAAUUUUGUUGUGUCUAAAUAUAAAUUUAGAUCCACAUCGUGAUUUAAUCAAUAUCUGCUUUAACCGCAUAAAUAUAUCCUCUGGAAAAAGAGUGGAGAACUAAUAUUGCAUAAAGUAUUUUUGCUGUUUGAACAAUGGACGGAGCACCAGGCGGUAGAGGUGGAUUCCGAGGACGUGGUCCUGGAGGACUAAUGAGAGGACGUGGUGGCUUUGGAGACAGAGGACGAGGUGGUCCUCCACGAGGAGGUAAUAUGAUACGUGGAGGUAGAGGCAGUGGACCUGGUGGAAGCAUGAGAGGAGGUCCACCUAUGAGAAGUAGGGGUGGUCCUCCUAGAGGAGGGCGUGGUGGACAUUUUCCUCCAGGGCCACCUGAACCAGGAAUGUCCAGUGGAGGUGGGCCACUACCCUUAGGAAUGGGUGGUCCUCCGCGAGGUGGCGGCGGAAGAGGUGGUGGAAAUAACAGUUUUCGCAGCAGAGGCAGGGGAGAUUUUGGUAGAGGAGAUAAUCGUGCCAGUAAUAAUUUCCGUGGACGCGGUGGCAUAGAUAGAGGAAGAGGAGGAUCUCGAGGAUCAGGUAGAGGUGGGCCAAGCCGUGGAGGCGGUUUUUCUGAUCGUGGUGGACGAGGAAUAGGUGGUGGACGAGGUGGUCCAACAAAACGAGGAGGAGGUCCACCUAGUUCUAGUGGUCCCUCUAAAAGGCCACGUUUUGAUCAACCCUCUUCACAGUCUUCCAAUGGUUAUGCUACUCAAUCAUCUAGCCAAGGUUAUGGAGGCUCAAAUAAUGCUUAUGGUGGUCAACAACCACAGCAGCAGCAAUCGGUAGGAUAUGGCGGCGGCGGUGGCGGUUACGGAUCACAAGGAUAUACACAAUCCUAUCAGGGUUACGAGAGUUAUCAGCAAUCAGAUUACGCUCAAACAAGUGGCUAUCCACCGUCUGCACCACCGGAUAGUAGAUACGGCGGAUCGUCCUCGGUUCCUGUUGCAGGAGGAUUCAGCACUAACGAUCCCUAUUAUGGCAAAGCUCCGCCUAGUUCAGCCAAUUACCAGCAGGAGGCAGUGCCAGCAGCGGGGCCGGGGGGUGGUUAUGCCCCUGCUAACCCAUAUGACGACCGGUCUAAUGCCAACAUAAUCAACCGGGGUGGUUAUUCGACGCAACCUUACGAUUAUCCAAAUCAAGAUGGUGUUUAUGGAAAACAGGAUUAUGGUGGCAGUGCUGGUUACCAAAACACCCAGUCUCAGCGACGUUAUUAAAGUUAUCCGACACUAAUUAUUCAAAUCGCGUUCAUUAAUUCUAUAUCUAAGUAGGUAACAUUUUUUCUACACAGACAAAAAAGGAAAGAAAGAAUAUAAAAGAUCGAAUUGUUUCCCGGCGCACGAAAAAGUGAGAGUCUUAUUUCUUCCCCCUUUUUUUGAGAUAUCAAAUAAUCUGGAAAUAAUGGCGUUUUUUUAAAUUAAGGCUCCCUAAAAUGAAAAUGACAUUGUAAAAUCAUUGUUGCACAGUCAACAACUCUUUACAAUGGCUUUUAAGAAAA
Camponotus floridanus (Florida carpenter ant) is the source of this 1670-nucleotide messenger RNA. RefSeq names its product glycine-rich protein DOT1. The coding region runs from base 274 to 1389 and encodes 371 amino acids. NCBI's taxonomy places the organism in Eukaryota, Metazoa, Arthropoda, Insecta, Hymenoptera, Formicidae. The record is from RefSeq and is a predicted model, not a curated record. The transcript is spliced from 10 exons.